Procambarus clarkii (red swamp crayfish) is the source of this 3376-nucleotide messenger RNA. The record is from RefSeq and is a predicted model, not a curated record. Lineage: Eukaryota; Metazoa; Arthropoda; Malacostraca; Decapoda; Cambaridae.
AUGGAGUCGUGUGUGUCGCAGCAACACUACGUCACCCCAGGGGCCACUUCCCUGCCCAUGGGGGAGUACGUCCAGAUGCCCCCGGAUAUGGGUCCUCACCCAUGCAACCCCACCAUGAGCUCCUACCUCGAGUCCCUCCCGCCAGGGGUUGGCAUGCCCGAAUACCCAUGGAUGAAAGAGAAGAAGACGGUGAGGAAACCCCCGCAACAAGGGUCCAACGAGAACGGUCUUCCGCGGAGGCUUCGCACCGCUUACACCAACACCCAGCUGCUCGAACUGGAAAAGGAGUUUCACUUCAACAAGUAUCUCUGUCGACCCCGCAGGAUAGAGAUCGCUGCCUCCCUCGACCUCACGGAAAGACAGGUGAAGGUGUGGUUCCAGAACCGGCGCAUGAAGCACAAGCGACAGGCGAUGAGCAAGAGUGACGAGCCGGAUAAGAAGCGGGACGGAGAGCCGCGUUCGGGGGUCGACGACGCUGCCAACAACAAUUCCAAAUCGGUGCCGUCGUCGCCCGACAGUAUGUGUUCCUCCGACGUCAAAAAGGAGGAGAGCAACGACAGCCUGCCGCUGCCCAGUGCCGCCGCCGGUGGGGUGCCGCCUGCCUCAGGGGUGCCGCCAAGGGGUAACUGUGCCACUGCCCCGUCGCUAGACCCUGGCAAGGUCAAGUGUGAGGACGGGGGAAGCCUCAGGUAUCCGGGGCCUCUGGGUUUCUCCGGAGAAAGUAUCAGUAUAAAAGAUGGUGGCACACAGGACACGGCACCCCUGAAUACGCCGCCUAUUCCACGCGCCACCCCGCCCCUCACCCCUGCCACGCCCACUGCCUCGCCCGCCCAUCUGACCGGGGCACGAGGAGUGCCAGGGUCGCCGGCACUCACUACCCCGCCCAUCACCUCGGCCAGGGCGGCACCCCUCACAGCCACCACCACCGCCGCCGCCUCCACCACCAGUUCCGUCGCGCUACACGGCUUCGGUAGCGGCAGCGGGGGGCGUGGGGGCGCUGGCAGAGGCUCCACUUUCUCCUACUGCAGCAGCGCCAGCAGCGUCGCCAGUGGGGACAAUAAAGGGCGCGGAGUGUCCAGUUCGUACCCUGGGGCGUACCGGGGCUCGUGGGUAGACCAAUACCGGGGCAUGGGUCGCGCCACGCCCCCCCAGUUCGUGCCCAACACCCCUAACCGCGCCUCCAAUGCUCACGGCUACGACUACACGUGCGCCCAACAGCACCAACAGCAGCAACAGCAACAACAACGGGGCCAGCACAUGUACAACGGCAGCUACGGCAUGGACGGGUACAGCUACAACCGCCACUACUAUAACAACAACAUGAUGUGUGGUGACGGCUACUCCGGCUACAACUACAUGUACAGCAGCGGCGGCAUGUACGCGUGUAGCGGGCAGGGCGACACUGCCGCCCAGCAGUACUACGACUCCUACGGCAUGUGUGGCGCCACCGGCUACGAGCACACAGAGAAGGGCGCAGCAAUGAACACAAUGGCCACCAACAACGCGGCCAACAUGACCAACAUGGGCAACAUGACUCAGGGCGGCGGGUACUACAACAGUGCAAACGGGGGCGCGGGGAGCGAGGGCGUCGCUUACCAAGACCAACAGUAUCACCACCAGCAGCACGAACACGACCUCAAUUUUACUUUUAACUUCUUCGAGCAAAGUGGCGGUGGUGGCGGGGGCGGCGGCGGAGGCACAGGCGGAGGCACGGGCGGCGGCACCAGCGGCAGCACAGCGCCAAGUGAAAACAGUAAUUCCUCAGACUUCAACUUCCUAACUAAUCUAGCCAACGACUUCGCCCCCGAGUACUACCAGCUGAGCUGAGCCCCAGCGCAGGCGGCUGUGCGCCAGCCGGGUACACACUGCUGAGCCACCCACCAACGACGACCACAUGCAGCAACAUGCCAACAUGUUUAGCGUCUGGACACAUGAUCUCUACUGUAAGGUGGCACCCUCCCACCCCCUCCUCGGGUGGUGGUGAGGAUGGUGGACUGUUCUGGAGUGGGCCUCAACCCUCCCCUCUCUCACCCUCUUAGUGUGUUACAGUAAGAAUCCUUUCUUCCCUCUAACCAGUGUGACCCACAAGAUGUCCCUGUUGCCCUCGGGAGUCACUGACAGAGUGUUAAGAUAUGGUCUUGCUGAGUAUCACUGUCGGUGGCAGUGCUGAGCGUGUGCCAGAACAGUGCCAUGAGAGACAGUGACAGACAAAGCCCGGAAAUCUUCAGGCCGUUCUUAAAUUUGUCCUGAACCACUGUAUGGUGCGCCGCCUGUCUUACUUCGCCGACUCCGGGCUGUUCAUGUGCGUAUGUGGCAUAGAGUGCCAAUUGUGGCCUAGAGUUCCAGGUGUAGUAUCAGUUGAUGAGGUUUCACAUGUGGCCCCGUAUCAUUACAUCACCCAGAGGAUCCCAGAUACGCUCGACAGUGUCAAGUUUGAUAAGUUUUGUGUUCCAGUGUGAAGCGAAGUAAUAAUGGUUUGACGAGAUGUGUUGAGCUAUUUUUCUCCUGCUGCGCCGCCAGAUGUGGCCCAGUACUGAAUGGACCCAUGAUAUGGAGCAGAAAAUCAAGUAUCACUACAUGGCUCGAAGUCAGGUUAAGCUGUAUGCUAUCGAGGCAAACUCAACGAGCGGCAAGUGGGCUUCCUUCAGAACAGUUCACUUUGCUGCCCGAAUUCGUCUCAAUAGUACGAGGAAAAGACAGUAAAACUUGGGCCAAGGCUAGUGAAACCUGGGUUAAAGAUAGUGAAAUGUAGGCCAAUGUUAGUGUGAUGUGGGCCAAGACUUGUAAAACAUGGGCCAAGGCUAGUGAAACAUGGGCCAAGGCUAGUGAUACAUGGCCAGAGUUGAUGACUUUUGGGCUAGAGGCCGUGAUGAAAACUGUUGUUGCCAGUCAUUCCAGAUGAUCCCCUCUCCAUAUUCCCUCAGAUCGCUGUAGACGUCCUCCACUUUCAUGCCCAUCCCCCCUGCCCCAUCAGCCAUCAUUCUCCCCCUCCCUUCUCUCUCUCUACCCUCGUGCCGUGGUAGUGUAGCUGACCUAACUCCCUCUCUCCCAUAGUCAUAAGCUCCGGUCUGACCCUACCAUGACCUCUUCACAUAAGGUCGCCGAUGAUAAGGGGGGGACAUGCGUGGUUUAGUUGUCAAAGUUGUCAGCAAUAAUUUAUACGUUUUCUCCGGGAUUAUAAACCCCCCUUCCCAAAUUUCCCCAUUCCCCCCCUUCCUCACUGACACUAAAUUCUUUCGAUGGAUCUUUCCUGGUGAAGGUGGGAGAUCUGGCGGUAAAUUGUGGGAUCUUCCUUAGGUUAUGGUGUUGGAUGUGAUGGUGUGUGUACUGUGUGGAUGUGAUGGUGUGUGUACUGUGUGGAUGUGAUGGUGUGUGU